AGAUGUGCAUUUCAGAUAGAGGUAACAAGGAAGACGUUUUUUAAUCUCUUUUAUUCAAACAGUUUAUGAAGCAGCAAAGGUGUUUUAUUCGUUUAUAACAUGUGAUGAACAUACUAAUCAUUACAUAAGUGUAAACAAUGUCGGAUUUUGAGUCUAUGACGGAAUUAAUAACACAAGACUAUCUGAGUUACAAACUUCAAGAGUUAGGCUUCGACUUUGAAAGUUUUUCAAAAUGGCCGACGGUAUAUUGUCAAAGGUGCAAAUCGAAACUAGAGACGGAGGUGAUUACGCAUUGCGAUAAUUGCGACGACACCAAAAUGUUCUCAGUGCCUGAAAAUAAAGCUCCAUGUCAGCGAGAGUUAAAGUUCACGAGAAAAGUGUGUGAUUUAUAUCUAAACGAUUUUGAAAAGCGAUUUGACAUAGAUACUGCGAACAUCAAACCAAAUAAAGCAACAGUUCAGAUUACAUUUUUGGAAGAAGCCGAUAACUUAUUUGAAAAGGAAACUGACUGGAUGGGAAUCGUGGGUUUGUUGAUCCUCAGUGGAGUAUUGGCAACAAGGUGUGCAGAAAAAGGCUAUAUUUCUGAAGUGAAAAGUAUUCAAUGCAUAACAAGCUGGUACAUCAACGAAAAACUAGAGACAUGGAUGAAAGAACAUGGCGGAUGGGGAAGCUUCUCCAUAUGGACAGAUUUUAUUAUUGAGCUCAAACAAUUUAAGGAACGCUACUCCAAAAGGAUGGACACCAGCGAGGCGCAACGUAGAUUAAACAUUUUAUUAGAUAGCAUCAUGAAGGUAUUCAUCUUCAAAUACAAGAAGGGAUUCUAUUCCAAAAGGUUGGACACCAUCGAGGCGCAACGUAGAUUUAACAUGGUACUUAAUAGCAUCCGUCCAGGAUAGUGCUCCCUGCUCACGACGACGCCAAUACUUUCCAUAGUAUAUCUCCAAUUUGACACUGGAAUUCAGACGUUGUGUUUAUAAUGUCCUAGCGGAAAUUGCUGCGGUUUAAAUAAACAAGGAAAAAGGUCGUAGCAUGGAUGCGAGGAAUAUUUUGCCAUGUGAUGAUGAAUAUAAUUAAAUAGAUUAUAUCUCACAGUGCUAAACAUAACACAUUAAAGAAUUUGUAAUUUAUAUUUUGUUAGGUCUCAAAUUAUUUAACUUCAAACAUUUUUCUAUUUUAUUAUUGUUUUAUGUAUACGUAAGCCUUGUAUUGCAAAUAUUACUUGUAAUUGCGUUCUUUUACUCUGCGUGACGAAGUUCACAUUUAUUUGAUGUUUUGUUGGUAUGCAUUAUAUAUCUUUUGUAUGCUAGUGCCAUGUGAGGCCCCAGAUUUGUCUGUCCUAACAGUUCUUAAACGUCACAAGCUUUAGUAGCAUAUAUCGUCAAGACAAAUGUCUUGCUUCAUCCUGAUUAUUACGAAAUGAAAAUAAGUUACUUAAAUAUCAUGAAGAUAAUUUUCUUAAACUCUUAAGAAUGUUAUUAAUGCAUAUUUACUCCAAAACAAAAAUAAUGAGCUUAGCUUUUUACUGGUGUAAAGGUUUCGAGAUUUUGGGACAAUGUGUUUGUGUUAUUGUACAGGACGUAAUUAAUCAGAACUAGUUCACUUUCGUUGUGCUGUAGUUUGUUCAAAAUAUGGUGUGCCGUUUCAUACAAUAUUUUCGUUUUUGUUUGUUUGUUGUUCUUGAAUGUUUUUUUUUCUAUGUACAUUGUAUAUUUUAUGUGGUAUAUAUAUGUAUCUGAUCAUUGUUUACCACUCGGAGAGUAUAUUUGUAAAUUAUUACGUGUUCAGCUGGUCCAUGUAUAAUCGCUUUCAUCAGGCAUAUUCUUAAGUUAUAAAACGACACAUUCUUUCUGCAGAUGCCUUAAAGGUUACAUGCCGCCUUCAUGUAUUAACAUUUGCUGUGUAAGUACGAAUGUUAAUAGGGGUCAUCAUGGGGCCUUGAGAACGAACCGUCUCCAGUCUGCGUUAAGAGCCAAGAUUAAAAAAAACUGCAACUCUCUCACUUUUUAUUCGCAUAGCAAUGGUGGUGAAAACAGUUGAAUAUAUUACCGCAACGACGUUUUUCACAUUCUAAGGAUACUAUAUACAUAUAAUAUUAUUUAAAUGACGUUUAGUCCCUUAAUUGUUUUGCUUUUCUGAGCACUGUACUCAGACCUGAGACUGUUUGUAAUCAUGGCCACAAUGUGCUUAAUUGCAGGAAUUAUUGUAGAAUCGUGUAAAAUGAAUUAAAAAACAUCAUUAAGUACAUCAUUUUCGUAAAUAAGUGAAUUUCAGUGAUCAAAGUGAUCCUUUUUUAAUUUAUUCGCAAACACUCAAUUAUGAUUGUAGACUGGCUAUUUAAAAAAGAGUCUAAACUCAUCAAUAUAUUGAUCAAACUAUAAAUAUAACUAUUUUUUACGUGUGAAUGAAUUAAAGUAGAAUAUAUUGGAAAAUAUUAAGGGGUGUAUGACCUGCAGUUUACAUUUGUAACGUUUUUUUUAUUUAACUUCGUCAAUGUAUUAUUGUAUAUGGUUGUUGGGUACUCCUUACCGUCAUAGUUGUAAAUAAAUUAAUUAACACUU
Molecule: messenger RNA, 2558 nt
Organism: Mya arenaria
Lineage: Eukaryota; Metazoa; Mollusca; Bivalvia; Myida; Myidae
Product: bcl-2-like protein 1
Exons: 6
Coding region: 138-896 (252 amino acids)
Biological process (GO): regulation of apoptotic process; extrinsic apoptotic signaling pathway in absence of ligand; intrinsic apoptotic signaling pathway in response to DNA damage
Cellular component (GO): mitochondrial outer membrane
Molecular function (GO): protein homodimerization activity; protein heterodimerization activity
Source: RefSeq, a predicted model, not a curated record